CCAGACUGACUGCUGUGGGACAUUCAAGAUUGACAAUGAGCAGGAACUUCUUGUCCAAAAAUGAUGAGCUCCGCAGAGGAGACUUCCUGGUGUCCAACAACAAGGAAUAUAAGGCCAUUUUUCAGGAUGACGGUAAUUUUGUCAUCUACGCAUGGAGGCCUGUGUGGGCUUCAGACACCUAUGGAUCAGACGCUGUGCGCCUGUGCAUGCAGGGUGACUGCAACCUGGUCAUGUACAACAAGAGUGACACACCUAGGUGGCACACAAACUCUGCCAGAGACAGCUGCAACAUGUGCCGCCUUCAACUGACCGAUGAUGGCAAACUGGUGGUUAACAGAGAGUGUGAAGAAAUCUGGAGCUCUGCAACCUCCAAAGGCAUGAAGUGAUGCUUGUGUAUUGCGGUGAGGUUAUUAAAGCAUAUAAAAGAUUUUCCAUUUUCUUUCUAGUUAGCUUUGAUGAGGCUAUGCACCUCAACUUCUGGAUGUACAUUUUCUUUUUACACUACAGCUUCCAUGCUGCUGUAUAACACAAAGGAUUGUUAACAAGUGGCAAGCAUAACAAAAAUAAAGAUUUUUAAUGCCUCUCAGCGUGGAACAAGUAUCAAAAUCUUUGGCCAAUGUUGAGUUUCUCUUUUACCCUCUUUUGUUCUGUGUGCAAAUUUGUAUUUAAUUAAGGUAGCAGUGCUUUGGCAGGUUUAUAUUUCUGUCACUAAACAGAUUUUUUCAAGUCAAUAUUGCUGCAAAGGUGCAGGAUACAGUCACUAAACUUUAAAGGUGUGCAGCUGAGAUCCAAAUUAACACAGAGGUUAUAGAUGAGUGAUCUGGGCCAUUAGACACCUUUCACCAAUUUCUCAUUCUUUUUAAUUAUUAAUGUAUUUCUGAUUCCCUUGAUGAAGUAUUUUCAUGUGGUGUAGAUAUAAAAAGAUAUUUUUAUUCA
Messenger RNA from Archocentrus centrarchus (flier cichlid), 936 nucleotides. Its product is annotated as mannose-specific lectin-like. Lineage: Eukaryota; Metazoa; Chordata; Actinopteri; Cichliformes; Cichlidae. The transcript is spliced from 3 exons. The record is from RefSeq and is a predicted model, not a curated record. The coding region runs from base 36 to 386 and encodes 116 amino acids.